Molecule: messenger RNA, 525 nt
Organism: Acanthosepion pharaonis
Lineage: Eukaryota; Metazoa; Mollusca; Cephalopoda; Sepiida; Sepiidae
Source: the annotation of a GenBank genome assembly
AUGUCUCUCUCAUUCUCUCUCUCUCUUUGCAUUAUCCUUCCCUCCCCCCUUCUCAAUCUAAUUCUCUCACCCUUUCCUUCUCUUUCGCUCUCCCCCUCUCUCUCCGCCUCUCUCUAUCAUUCUUACUCUAUCACUCCCACUCUCUCCUUCUCUCUUUCCUUCUCGGUCCCUGUCUAUCUCUCUCGCUCUCUCCUUUCCUCCUUAUCUCUCUACCUCUUUCAUUAUCUCGCCCUCGCUCUCUUCUUUUUCUCUCUUUGCUUCUCUCUCAUUCCUUCGCUUUCUCCCUAUCUCUCUCUCAUUCUCUCUCUCAUUCCUUCGCUUUCUCCCUAUCUCUCUCUCUCUCAUUCUCUCUCUCUCUCUCUCUCUCUCUCUCUCUCUCUCUCUCUCUCUCUCAAUACAGUUAACGUCAACGCAUUCAUUAUCUUCCAUUUGAGGCUUCCAAUAUUGCCCCCUGGUCCUAAUCAGGACCUUUUUAUUUCACAAGCACCCCUUUUUCUCUUCCCGCCUACCGCGUCCUUGCUCUAG